Myxocyprinus asiaticus (Chinese sucker) is the source of this 1248-nucleotide messenger RNA. RefSeq lists its product as uncharacterized. The transcript has a single exon. NCBI's taxonomy places the organism in Eukaryota, Metazoa, Chordata, Actinopteri, Cypriniformes, Catostomidae. The record is from RefSeq and is a predicted model, not a curated record. The coding region runs from base 265 to 933 and encodes 222 amino acids.
GAUAUCGUCUCUGAUCGGGGGACUCAAUUCACAUCUCAGGUGUGGAAAGCCUUCUGCUGACAAUUAGACAUCAAAGUGAGUCUGACGUCAGGAUAUCACCCCCAGUCAAACGGUCAAGUCGAGAGACUGAAUCAAGAAAUCGGUAGAUAUCUGAGAACAUACUGUAGCUGGGAACAGAAUCGGUGGGCAGAGUUCUUGCCAUGGGCAGAAUAUGCACAGAAUUCAUUAACCCAUGCCUCUACAGGACUAACCCCAUUCCAAUGCAUGCUAGGAUAUCAACCUCCUUUGUUUCCAUGGUCUGGCGAACCUUUCUCUGUUCCUGCGGUCAACGACUGGAUACGUCGUAGCGAGAGGGUAUGGGAUAGCGCUCAUGUCCAUCUUCAAAGAGCCGUACGAAGGCAAGAACUCCAGGCUAACCGAAGACGGCGCCCACAUCCUCGCUACCAACCGGGACAGAGGGUCUGGCUCUCUACGAGGGACAUCAAGUUACGUCUGCUGAGCAGGAAGCUCAGCCCAAGGUAUGUUGGCCCAUUCAAAAUCGUAAAACAGAUAAAUGAGGUUACAUAUCAGCUUGAGCUUCCUGCUAACUACCGCAUCUCUCCAUUUCAUGUCUCGCUCCUCAAACCGGUCCACCUGAAUGCUGAUCCCAAUGCUGAGUCUCAAGAACCACCGCCUCCGCUGGACAUUGACGGAUCGCCAGCUUAUAGGGUGAACAUGCUGCUGGACUCGAGGCGUAGAGGGGGUCGGCUCCAAUACCUGGUGGACUGGGAGGGAUACGGGCCUGAGGAGAGAUCAUGGAUACCUGCUUCUGAUAUUCUGGACCCCUCACUCAUAGAGGAAUUUCAUCGAGCCAGGCCAGACCGCCCAGCGUCACAACCACGGGGACGUCCAAGCCGAGCGCCAGGAGUUGCUCCUAGAGGGGGGGUUCUGUAACAUCUGAGUGGUCUCCUGCCCACCAGAGGGAGCCCUCACCUGAAUUCUGAACUGUCACUUCCUGUUUCCUGCCACAUCAGUUCCUGUAAUGUCAUUUCCUGUUUGCCUAGUAUAUAAGCCAUGCAUGCUCAUUCCCAUAUUGCGAAGUAUUGCCAGAUCAUCUGCCUUACCAAGCAUUUAUAUCACUGCCUUAUUGCCUAGUGUUUUGACCUGUUUGUUUUGACUUCUCUUUUGGAUCUCCCCUUUUGUCUGUUUGCCUGGUUGGACUGCUUUACUGUGUUUUUGACCUCACUGCCUGUUUUUCUGACACUGUGU